CUCACUGUGCUGCUGCAUUGAACAGAAAACAACCGGACAGUACGCAGUUUUACCGAAACACAGCUCAUGACACUUUCAUAGAAAAACGAACCUGGGUGACAAAAAUGGAGAAACCUCCCUUCAGGCAGAACCAGAACUGCGGAGACUGGGAGCUGAAAGAGAGGCUGGGAAUGGGCGGUUUUGCCCAUGUUUACCUGUACCAACAUCAUGAAACAAAUGAAAAACUAGCUGUAAAAAUGUGCCGUCUGGAGCUCACACCAAGGAACAAGGACAGAUGGAGCAGAGAAAUCCAGAUCAUGAAAAAGCUGAAUCACAUCAAUGUCGUGACAGCCCGAGAUGUCCCAGAGGAAAUGAGGCACAUAGCCUUAAAUGAUCUUCCACUGUUGGCCAUGGAGUACUGCUCCAGGGGAGACCUGAGGAAGUUGCUGAGCAAACCUGAAAACUGCUGUGGGUUGAAAGAGAGUGAAGUGCUUUCAUUACUCAAUGAUGUUGGAUCUGGUAUCCAAUAUCUGCACGAAAACAAGAUCAUACACAGAGACCUUAAACCUGAAAACAUAGUGCUACAAGAUAUCAACGGAAAGCUGGUUCACAAAAUCAUUGACUUGGGCUACGCUAAAGACCUGGACCAGGGCAGUCUGUGUACCUCCUUCGUUGGCACACUUCAGUACCUGGCACCUGAACUUUUUGAGAAUAAGCCGUACACUGUAACUGUGGACUUCUGGAGCUUUGGCACCAUGGUAUUUGAAUGCAGUUGUGGCUUCCGCCCAUUCCUGCACAACCUGCAACCUGUGCAGUGGGCCAGCAAAGUGAGGAAUAAAGGCCCAAAGGACAUCAUGGCUGUAGAGGAACCUAACGGGGAAGUCCGCUUCUCCACACACCUCCCCUACCCCAACAAUCUGAGCAGCACACUGCUGGAGCCGAUGGAAUCCCUGCUGCAGCUCAUGUUAAAGUGGGAUCCUGUCCAUAGAGGAGGCAAACUCAACCCUGACAACAGGCUUCCAUCCUGCUUUGAUGUGCUGGAGCAGAUCCUGAGUAUGAAGGUUGUCCACAUCCUGAACAUGACCACGGCUCAGGUCCACUCUUUCCAGCUGACUCCAGAGGAAAGUCUCCACAGUCUGCAGAUGCGCAUUGAGGCCGAGACAAAGAUCGAAGUGGUGAGCCAGGAACUGCUGCAGGAGACCGGAGUGUCCCUGGAUCCCAGGAAGCCUGCUGCACAGUGUGUCCUGGAUGGAGUGAGAGGCUGGGAUAGCUACAUCGUCUACCUGUUCGACAAGAGCAUCACCAAGUACUCCGGGCCCCUUAGCGCCAGACAACUGCCGGAUAAAGUCAACACUAUAGUGCAAGAGGCAAAGACCCAGCUGCCUCUGGUGGUAUUGAAGAAGGUUUGGGGGGAAGCAGUGAGCUACAUCUGUGGGCUGAAGGAUGACUACAGCAGGCUUUUCCAAGGACAGAGGGCUGCCAUGCUGAGUCUCCUUCGCUACAACACCAACCUGACCCGGUGUAAGAACAGCAUGUUCGGCUUCUCCCAGCAGCUGAAGGCCAAGCUGGACUUCUUCAAGAGCAGCAUCCAGUACGACCUGGAGAAAUACAGCGAUCAGAUGCACUAUGGCAUAUCUUCUGAAAAAAUGCUGAAGGCCUGGCAGGAGAACGAGGAACGAGCUGCUGCUUUUGCACAGGUGGCGGAGGUGAGCCAUCUGGACGAUGAGAUCAUGGCUCUGCACUCUGAGAUAGUGGAGCUUCAGAGGAGCCCGUACGCUCGGCGCCAAGGAGACAAGAUGGAGCAGCUAGAAGAUAAGGCGAUUGAGCUCUACAAGCAAAUGAAGAUGAAAUGCAAAAUACCGGAGACAGAUGUGAGCAGCGACAGCUCUGAGAUGGUGAAGGCCAUCAUCCAGACGGUGCAGAACCAAGACAAGGUCCUCAAAGAUCUGUACACACACCUCAGUAAGAUCCUGAUCAGCAAACAGAAGAUCAUCGACUUGUUUCCACGAAUUGAGAAAACCCUGGAGAGCAUCAAGGACGCCGACAACACAGUGAUGCAGAUGCAGAUCAAGAGACAGAGAGAGUUCUGGCAUCUACUGAAGAUCGCCUGCGCUCAGAACUCUUCUCGGAGCUCAAUAGCAGCCAGUCCAGAGUCGUCCAACCUGCUGCAGGUCUCUCAGUGGUCCCAGUCUGCACAGCCCGUCAGCUCCCCCCAUCCCCUCACCUCCCUACCCGGGCCGAAUGACAGCGACGCAGCGCCUCGUCUGCUGCAGGAGAACCAGAAGUACCUCAGUCAGCUGACCAGCCUGAUGCAGGAGGCCACCGAUGAUCAGGCCAAAAGCAUAGUGGACCAAGACUGGAGCUGGACCCAAUACGAAACUUUAACGACAAAAUUAAAAAAGAGAAAUGCGUAAGCGUUUUGUCGCGUCCUCCCAUCCCCGCCUGUGCUCCGUGUCACACUACAGACUGUAAGCUCGAACACCAGCAGUCAAAAAACUACUACUAACCCGCACAUGCUCGGUCCGUCCACUCCCGUCGUCUCUUUGGUGGAUUCUUGUUUUUAUAUGAAAGAACAAUGAAGCUGUGUGCUCUACUUUUUUUCUUUUGCUGCACAAUAUACAUCAUAAUGCAUACAAAAUCUGAUGAUAUACAUUUUUACUGUCAUUGCAAAAAAAAGCAACCUGUAGCACCGGAUUAGAGCAUUUUGAGGAGGAUCUAUCACAUGAGAGCGCUGGACAGAAAACAUGAGAGCGAGUUUAAUUGUGUGACAUACAAGGAAGACACAGGACGUGGUUGCAGUAGGAGGGGGGGGGGUGGGGGUCAAGGAGAACAUUACAAUCACGCAAACAGCACUUUGAUACUCCCAUGCAUCCUCCUGCAAAGAGAGGAAACGUUUCCAGGCUGCCAAAAACGAUUUACAAACUGUUGUUAAUGUCAUAAUCACUAUGAUAUAUUUGACUCAGUCUGGGUUUUACACUCUGUAAAUGUUAUUUUGAGUAUUAUUUUAAAUGUUCUGUGUUAUAGGCAGAAGUCUUUAGUCAUGCUAUAUAUGACAGACGUGGCUGGCCAUCAUGUUUAUACACUGUUCAUACUGUACAGCUGCCUCUUCAAAUGUCUGCCGGAUGAAUGUGUCAUGUCUCAUUUAGGUUCACAUUUUAUUUCACUGGAUUAUAACGCUGCGUUCAUGGCACAGUUCAAAGUGAUUUGUUUCCACUGGAAAGUAGUUAAUAGUUUAAGCAAACUCAAUAAAUCUGUGAAAAGAAAAUUCUUAUUACUGCAUUCAGAAAGGGCCAAACACCGCCAAGCUCAGUGUCCUGAAUAAGGAUAUAUGGUUUUAUGUUUUUCUAAUUUUCAGUGUUUCCAAUUAGGUUUGCAGAAAUAAAAAAUGGGACAGAAACACACUGAAUUAAUUUGUGAUUGAAAGAAAAACAAAUCAAAAAAGUAAUUUAAUAAUAAAUAAAUACAUUCACCAAUGUGAGGAUUUGUUGCUUCAUGUCUUACAAAGAACUAAAUAUCCUUAAUUGUUGACUUCAGUCAUAAGAAGACAUUAUUAGGAAAAGUUAAGUAGACUACUUUCAGAUAAUUCAUAUUAUUGUUUUACUGUAGAAAAUGUCAGAAAAUGCAUUAGGGAAGUUACAUUCGGCAUUUAUCGCUUGAAAAAUCCCUGAAAUAAUCAAUCAGUUUACAAAAGGGUCCAUUAAUCUACGAAUAAAGUUGUGCUUUAACACUGGACUGUUUGAUCUAUGACUGGAGCGCAGUGUUAUACAACAAGGUGUGACACCGUGUGGAGUCCAUGAAACAAUGGAGAUUAGUCGACCUUUGACCCACAGUGAGAUCAGAGUGAGUGGCUGGAAGCCCGGAUAGUAAAUAGUUGAAUGUACUGCCGUCAGGUGGUAACCUCGGGCCACACACAAGUAACCCCUCUGACUUGUAUUUAUGAUGUGGAUAAAUAUAUUUUCCUGGUAUUUAAGUAACACAUUUAUUUUUUUCAAUUUAAUUAUUUGUUUCCAUCUUUAAAUGUUUCAUUUUUAGAAAUGUCAUUGUAUAAAGAUCAACCGUUAGCCUGGUAAUAAAAUAAAAUGACUUUGGCAUGAA
Molecule: messenger RNA, 4074 nt
Organism: Eleginops maclovinus (Patagonian blennie)
Lineage: Eukaryota; Metazoa; Chordata; Actinopteri; Perciformes; Eleginopidae
Product: inhibitor of nuclear factor kappa-B kinase subunit alpha-like
Exons: 22
Coding region: 105-2393 (762 amino acids)
Biological process (GO): peptidyl-serine phosphorylation; positive regulation of transcription by RNA polymerase II; tumor necrosis factor-mediated signaling pathway
Cellular component (GO): IkappaB kinase complex; cytoplasm
Molecular function (GO): IkappaB kinase activity; ATP binding
Source: RefSeq, a predicted model, not a curated record